AUGGUCCAGACUACAAGUAGUCUCUUCAAACCAAAACGACUAAGACAAGCUAUGGUGCUGCAACAACUUCUCGAUGAAGCUCAAUCCACUAGCCAAGCCCUUAGCCACCACAAUCCUGGAUCCGCCACUGACCCGACACGUAUUAUAAGCAAGAAGAGGCACUAUAGAGGCGUGAGACGUCGUCCAUGGGGAAAAUUCGCAGCUGAGAUUCGUGACUCAGCACGACAUGGGGCACGUACAUGGCUAGGGACGUAUGAAACUGCCGAAGAGGCUGCAUUUGCUUAUGAUAAGGCUGCUUUUAAGAUGAGAGGGGCUAAGGCUAUUCUCAACUUCCCAGGUCAGGCAGGGUCACACUCGAAUGUCGAAAAGUCUGAGCAAAAUUUAUGUUUUAAGCUACUUGACAAUAAUCAGGGUUCGAGCUCGAGUUCGCUUUCGAGUGAACGAGUUGCUGGAAUUAAAGGUGAAGAGACGCGUGAUAUGGAAUUAAAUGAUUAUCGUCACCUCCUCAAGCUGUAG
Molecule: messenger RNA, 516 nt
Organism: Daucus carota subsp. sativus
Lineage: Eukaryota; Viridiplantae; Streptophyta; Magnoliopsida; Apiales; Apiaceae
Product: ethylene-responsive transcription factor ERF096
Exons: 1
Coding region: 1-516 (171 amino acids)
Biological process (GO): regulation of DNA-templated transcription; ethylene-activated signaling pathway
Molecular function (GO): DNA binding; DNA-binding transcription factor activity
Source: RefSeq, a predicted model, not a curated record